This is a messenger RNA of Parathielavia appendiculata, 1530 nucleotides long. RefSeq lists its product as uncharacterized. NCBI's taxonomy places the organism in Eukaryota, Fungi, Ascomycota, Sordariomycetes, Sordariales, Chaetomiaceae. The record is from RefSeq and is a predicted model, not a curated record. Bases 75 to 1481 code for a protein of 468 amino acids. The transcript has 5 exons.
CUUUCCCCUGUUGUUGCAGCAGCAGCACCCUGCCCUCCACUAGCACGGCCUGAGUCGAACCAGGAGUUGCGCACAUGAACCACACACUGUCACGACCCGUGACACUGCACAAGCCAGUUGAACCGCCUCUCGAAGAAUGGCAGAUGGAACUGGAACGAAGUGUUGAAGUACAUGCGGAAGGAAACGGCAUUUCGCGAGGUCAUCGCACUGCUGAUGCUGGUGACGGGCGGUGGCCAGCCGCGGGCACCAGACCUCCUCACCUACGGUGCCAGAACUCUAAGUCGGCUGAAUGUGGCAUCUUCGUCUAUGACGGAAGGAUGAUGUACCUGACGCGGAGCCACAAGGCUAAGCGAUCCACCAACAGGGAGUUCUAUGUCGCUCGAUUCCUUCCUGUUCAGCCGGGCCAUCUCCUCUUCAAAUACCUCGUCUACAUUCGCCCCGUCGUCGAUAUGCUGAUGCGGGAGCAAAGGCCCGACUUGCGGGCUUGCUCCACGUAUCUUUUCCGCGCGCAAGUAUCCGACGACAGCAAACCAUGGGCCACGGAGCGUCUCACCAACGUGAUCAUACGAUUCACCGCGCGGGCCUGGAGGAAAGGCAUCACGCUGCAGAUACUCCGACAACUAUCCGUCGGCCUCUCGGAAAAGCAUGUCCGCGAAGUCGUCAAACCGUUCAACCGGUUCGAUGACCGUACAGACGCUGCGGAUCGCAAUGUUUCUUUCGCUUGGCAGACUGGCCAUCGCCCGUUGCAGAGCCGGUGGCACGAGUUCCUGCACCUCCCUAGCAUGGUUACUGCUGCGGAUACCAGAGCGGGCUGGGCUGGCGUCGGCGAUUGCAAGCAGGGACCAUCAGCAGUAGCAGCACAGAAUGUCCACCCAUCCGAGCUCGCGCCAACUAUUCCCGAAACACACAUUAUCGCUCCCUCCAAGAGCAAGAAGAGACGACGUCAGAUAACGUUACCAUUCGGUUUCGGUCCCGCCAGCAAUUCCAACGGCCAUAAGAGACCCGCUGGGCCCGAGGAAGACACCGCCCAGAGUGGCGACUGGAAGUUCAGGGCUCCAAGCACCCCUUGCGAGGAGCGCCACACUAAGGACAUGGGUAUCUCGUACUGCGAGACCUUCUUCGACGUUGGAUGUUUCUCGAGUCGUCAAACGCUCUGUUACUACCAGUUUCUACGCAGUGGAGCCCAGCGGCAGAUGAAGCCGUUGACUGAGAGCCUGAUGGGCCACGGAACCCCAUGGGGGAUCUUAGUUAUCCUACGGUCCCAUGACCGAUUCGCAUCCGCGCUGGUGUUAGAGCCAACUACCCAAUAUUUUGGCACUCCGCUAUCAGACCAACCAACUCAAAAAUACCUGUCUGUGGUGGAUCCAUCACCCCAGGAAGAAGCGAAGCGCGAGGAAACUGCGAGCUCGCAUCGCACGUGGGAAAAGGCCGUCGACCACUGGCAAUCCCUCCUCGAGAAACUCUGGAGGAUUGGCCAGUAAAUGAAGCGAAGCGUUCCUUCCUCGCUUCCUCCGUGUUAACAGACUCCGG